UAUGGUCGAGCGAAAUUUUAACCCAGCUCUUCUCCGAAACUCCUCGUUUACGUAUCUGGGAUCCAUCUCUCCAAUUUAGGGUUUUUGCCUCCCUUCCACUUUUCUUCUCUAACUUGUCAUAGCACUAUCGGCUCCCGUUUUCUCUUGAUAUUCAUUUCAAUAUCAGCUUCUAUUCCGUCGAAACCCUCCCAAUCAGGUCCACAAUUGUAGCUGAGAACUUCUUCUUCUGAUCUACAAUGGCUGAACACUUGGCCUCAAUAUUUGGCACCGAGAAGGACCGUGUCAACUGCCCUUUCUAUUUCAAGAUCGGCGCCUGCCGUCAUGGAGAUCGUUGCUCUCGCCUCCACAACCGCCCUACUAUUUCCCCCACUCUUCUCUUAUCGAACAUGUACCAGCGCCCCGACAUGAUCACCCCUGGUGUCGAUGCUCAGGGUCAGCCCAUAGAUCCCCGCAAGAUUCAGGAGCACUUCGAGGAUUUCUACGAAGACAUUUACGAGGAACUCGGAAAGUUCGGUGAGAUCGAGAGCCUCAACAUCUGUGAUAACCUCGCCGACCACAUGAUCGGCAAUGUUUACGUUCAGUUUAGGGAGGAGGACCAGGCUGCUGCCGCACUUCAAGCGUUGCAAGGGCGAUUCUACUCUGGUCGACCCAUAAUCGCAGAUUUUUCUCCGGUGACAGAUUUCCGCGAGGCCACGUGCCGCCAGUACGAGGAGAAUAAUUGUAAUCGAGGUGGAUAUUGCAAUUUUAUGCAUGUUAAGAUGAUUGGGAAGGACUUGAGGAGGAAGCUGUUCGGUAGUAGGUUCCGGGGUUAUAGGCGGAGCCGUAGCAGGAGUAGAAGUUUGAGUCCGCGGAACCGGAAGGACUACGAUAGGCGUGAGAGGGAUUAUAGAGAUCGUGACCAUCGUGGAAACGGACGGAGCAAGGAGCGUCCAGAUAGGUAUGACAGAGAUGGGGGAAGGAGAAGGCAUGGAAGCCCCAGGCGAAGCAGAAGUCCUGUCAGAGAAGGAAGCGAAGAGCGCCGAGCCCGUAUUGAACAGUGGAACAGAGAGAGGGAGGAGAAGCAGUGAGGUGUACGUGUUCGUGUUGGAAUUUGCCUGUUUGUUUCUCCUACAUGAAUUUCUGAUCCAGGCAAGAACAGGAUAGAAAAUGCGUUGGCAUGUUAGCUAGCAAUUCAAAUUCCGAUUACUUUUUCUCUAUCAGUCGGCUGGGAAGUACAUGGAGAUGUUGUCCAACUUGUGGGGGAAGGAGUUACAUUUGAGUAUACGUGAGAAAAAGUGAGAUCAUGGUGCUUUUAGAUCGUUGAGUGUGAAACAAAUAAGGUUGUACUGUGUGCUAGUCAAAUUGAUGAAUGUUGAUUAUGUUAACUAACCGUGUAUGGCCUUGUUGUUCCUUGCAUAACUAGUUUUGGUAGAGAGUAACCUUCUUUAGAUGUUCCACGACUUUUCUUUAUAUGGAAAUUGUUUGAAAAUUGUUUGGGUUUUGAAAGGGCCUAGA
This is a messenger RNA of Cucurbita maxima (winter squash), 1494 nucleotides long. Its product is annotated as splicing factor U2af small subunit B-like. The transcript has 2 exons. The coding region runs from base 237 to 1067 and encodes 276 amino acids. Gene Ontology annotation, molecular function: metal ion binding; pre-mRNA 3'-splice site binding. Gene Ontology annotation, cellular component: spliceosomal complex; U2AF complex. NCBI's taxonomy places the organism in Eukaryota, Viridiplantae, Streptophyta, Magnoliopsida, Cucurbitales, Cucurbitaceae. Gene Ontology annotation, biological process: mRNA splicing, via spliceosome. The record is from RefSeq and is a predicted model, not a curated record.